Messenger RNA from Candida tropicalis MYA-3404, 1296 nucleotides. RefSeq names its product Fcr3p (gene FCR3). The coding region runs from base 1 to 1296 and encodes 431 amino acids. Gene Ontology annotation, molecular function: DNA-binding transcription activator activity, RNA polymerase II-specific; transcription cis-regulatory region binding. The transcript has a single exon. Lineage: Eukaryota; Fungi; Ascomycota; Pichiomycetes; Serinales; Debaryomycetaceae. Gene Ontology annotation, cellular component: RNA polymerase II transcription regulator complex. The record is from RefSeq and is a predicted model, not a curated record.
AUGUAUUCUUUUUUCAAUACCGAUAUGCCACCAAAGACAGAAUAUUGGAAUCACGACCAGUCUGUUGCUAACCCAGCAACUGCUAUCAAUCCACUAUUUGAUGAUCAUUCUGAAUUAAAUCUGGAAACGAUAGCGUUAGCAAAUCAACUUCAUCCUCAACAAACAGAUGCAUCACUUUUCAAUCCAGCUUUUAGUUCCACAACAAACAUUCCACAAGCUCAUGGUCAAAGCGGGUACCAAUAUAAUAAUGAUAUUCAUGAUGAGUUUUAUUUUGAAGGUGGUGCUAAUAUCUCACCUCCUCCACAGCCAUACACUAAUGAUAGUGAGACGUUUCAAACCUAUCCUCGAUCAUCUUCAGAAUCAUCACCGAAUGGAUUGAACAUAUCCCCAGGUGCAUCAGAAGCUGCCAGCACCUUUAAUGGUGAUACUAAACCAACCAAUGGUAAUAUGUUUGUACCAUCUUCGUUAUCUACUUCUCCACAAAUGUCUGUUCCUGGUCCCUACCGCCAAAACAGUCUCACUGAUGCCACAUCUAGUUACCGUCAGAAUAGUUUGUCCGAAAGUAUCCAAGGUGGUAUCGGGCCACGUCUUUCUAGUCGCCAGAAUAGUAUUACUGAAGUUGCUGGAAUCACAAAACCUUCAAAGAGAGGAUCUUCUCAAAGAAGUAAGAGACAAAUGUUGGAUGAACAAGACGCUAUUUUAAUAGCAAGAGACGAUUCAGAGUUGACUGAGGAAGAGUUGCAAUUAAAAAGAAAAGCCCAAAAUAGAGCUGCGCAAAGAGCAUUUAGAGAACGUAAAGAAACAAAAUUGAAGGAAUUGGAAGCUAAAUUAUUGCAAAGUGAAGAAGAACGACAAAAAUUAAUGGACCAGUUGGAGAUUAUUAGAAAACAAAAUAUCUCGAUAACAACAGAAAAUGAAAUUUUAAGAAGUAGUGGAGAUAUACAUAGUGGAGGAGCAUUUCCAUCACGUCAUCCGCAUAUCACACCAGUAAACAAAUUUAAUUUCCCUAAAACCCAAGAUGAUUUUAUCAAACAUGUGUUACGUGGUACUGAUCAUAAACUAAAAGAAGAGAAUAAAAAUAAAGUCUAUGCUGAUAAUGAUGGAUGUAAACUAUUGGCUCUUGGAGCAGUAUGGGAUUAUUUACAAAUAAAAGCUGAAGAAGCUGAUUUGGAUUUCAAUUCCAUUGAUUUUAGUGAUGUUAUGGAAAGAUUGAAAGGUGCCGAAAGAUGCCAUGGUUAUGGCCCAGCUUAUCCAUUAGACCUAGUGAAUCAAGCUAUUGAAAGUAGUUUAAAUUGA